Messenger RNA from Pan troglodytes (chimpanzee), 6953 nucleotides. It is a transcript of the gene ELFN1, whose product is annotated as extracellular leucine rich repeat and fibronectin type III domain containing 1. The transcript is spliced from 3 exons. The record is from RefSeq and is a predicted model, not a curated record. Gene Ontology annotation, molecular function: protein binding. The coding region runs from base 3597 to 6083 and encodes 828 amino acids. Gene Ontology annotation, cellular component: plasma membrane. NCBI's taxonomy places the organism in Eukaryota, Metazoa, Chordata, Mammalia, Primates, Hominidae.
UGGGCAGCAUGGAGGUGCGGGGUGGCAGGGACCCUGGGCAGGGCGGCACAGCUGCGAGGGAGGCUGGGCUGCUGGCAUCAGCAGGCGCCCCUCCUCCCCACCUCGCUAAACAAUCAUCGCACAAAAUAUGCAAAUGGUAUAAUUACUGUUAUUUGUUUUGCUGAUAUAAGUGUUUGAAAUGCAAAUGUCAAGUUUGGGCGCCUUCAUUUUUCCAACCCUCUCACCCGGACAUUUGCAAGUUGAUGAGUUGUUCUUCAUCCUGGAAGGAGGAGGAGGAGCCCCCCCCAACCGCCAGGGUGCCAGGGGAGUGAGUCCAGCAUGGCAGCCGCCACUGCCUGCCCGAGGGCACUGCUGGGCCCCCCUUCCGACGGCACACAGUGGGCACCUCAGACGGCAGGCCUCACAGCCUCACCGUGCACCUGUGUGAUCAGCCACUCGGAGCCUUAGUUUACCCUCGCCUCUGGGGGCUGCUGUCCCUCUGGGCCCCUGCCCUUUCUGGCCCUGCCCUUUCUGGCUCAUGGCAAUUCAGUGGAUGGCUUUGGGCCUCGGUUUCCUGUCCACAACAUCCUGCACAGAUUCGUUGCCCUUCUGUAAAGUAGAGUCUUAGUGUCCCGGGAUGGUCCUCAGGGAGGUCUGAUGAGCCCCCGAAUAUCACAGACAAAACUGCCUGUGUAUUUUCCAGGGUGGGUUCUUAGCUUUGACCCCUCCAGCCCAGUGGUCUCUGAGGUUCCCCAGCCUGCGGUUCCAGACGAGAUUGAACUGUGAGCCUUCACCCCGACAAAGGGAUGACCACGAUCGUCCUUGUUCUACAGGGAGGGAAAGUGAGGCACAGCAUUCCAGGGGCUUGUCCAGGUCACGGCAGUGGUGGUGUCGCUGAGCUGCCAGCCUAGCCUCCCUCUGGGUUCCUCCUCCGAGCCACCGCGGACCACAUACAAGGGCAGGAGCCACCACUUCUUCAAAACCCAGCAGCUGGCUGGGCACCGUGGCUCACGCCUGUAAUCCCAGUACUUUGAGAGGCCGAGGUGGGUGGAUCACGAGGUCAGGAGUUCAAGACUAGCCUGGCCAAGAUGGUGAAACCUCAUCUCUACUAAAAAUAAAAAAGUAGCCAGGCAUGGUGGUGGGUGCCUGUGAUCCCAGCUACUGGGGAGGCUGAGGCAGAGAAUUGCUUGAACCCAGGAGGCAGAGGUUGCAGUGAGCCGAGAUGGUACCACUGCACUCCAGCCUGGGCAACAGAGUGAGACUCUGUCUCAAAAAAACAAAACAAAACAAAACAAAACAAAAACCCCAGCAGUUCCACAUCCUUCAAGUCCCACCAUGCACUGCUGCCACCCACACCACCCUCCAUGACAUGCAAAUCUGGGCGUGCCCCCGGCCUUCCCAGUGCAGCCCCUGGGCCAGCAGCUGCUGUGUGUUAGCUCACCAGUGACCCCACGAAUGCCUGAUCGAUGCUGGCUGUUCCGAAGCGUGGGUUUCUAGCAGCAAUGCAAGGGCCACUGUGAGGUUGUCUAAUCACCUUCACCCCUAUAAAGUGCACAGCCCCAGAGAGACCACCCUCCAGGCCUGGCUGGCUUCUACAGAGUGGAUGAGUGGGCCCCUGCACCCCACCUUGUGUCCAGCCCCUCGGGUGCCAUGCGUUGGCAGAUGCUAGGCAGGAUGUUGGGUUAAAUCUCAGGCUGUGUCCGAGGUGGUGCGUUGGAUGCCUGGGCCUGGAUGUGUGAGUGAGCCUUUGUGGAGAGCAGUGGGUGUGCCUGUGUCAUUGAGUGUGCAUGCCUCUGUGUGCGCAUGCAUGAGUUCAUGUGCAUGUGCACACAUGUGCAACACACAUACACGUGUACAUAUGUGUGCACGCACAUACAUGUCUGUGUACACUCACAGUCUGCUUGCGACGCUAAUGGAGAGUGAAAAGCUCCAGGGCAGGUGCCCUGACGUGCACACCGUGCCCAGCACACGCAUGUGAGAACAUGCAGAGCCCGCUCCCAAGCGGUCUGGGCCUCUGCUCACAGUGACACGGUGGUUCCGUGAUGUCUGGCUGUUCUGCUUUUGGAUGGCUUUGCUGGAAAGUCCGAGAGCAGCUGGAAAUCUGCGUCCUGGCCCGACCCCUCCACGUGACUGCAGGCUGGCCGCACACGCCUGUCUCCUAGUCUAUAACAUGGAGUGCUUUGCAGAGCUGGGCUGGGUAUACAGUAGGCACUCCACAAGCAUGCAUUCCUGCCUCUCCCUGGGGCUGUGCGGGAGGCUGGUGGGCAAACGCCCUGCAUCGCAGCAUCUGCCCUCCCAGCGCAGGAAGCAGGGGCAACCCUGGGGCUGAUGGGUGCCCUGGGAGGGGCCUUGGGCAGGACCAAGCAAAGGAAGCAGGCACGGGCUGGGUAGACGGCAGGGCGGCUCACGGGGCAAAGGCCUGGGGCAGAGCGGGUGUGGGCCUGGAAGCCUCCUCUUAUUUUAUUUCAGUUACCUUUUCCAACACAGGUUCAGCCUCAUUAGCAUAUUCAAAUACACACCAUUAUUAUUUCAAUUAGUGGUUAAGUAAUUAUCUCUAACUGAUGAGCAUCCCCCCACUUCCCCACGUAUUUUUUGGUUAUUUACAUCCGCUUCUAACCCACAAUUUUAGGUAAUUACAUGCCACUCACUCAUCUAUUUGCACACACACACUUCCUCCAGCUACAGGUUCCUGUUCGCCUUCUAGCACUUACUCCGGCCCUGGAGCUGUGGGUGUGGGGCACAGGCAGACAGACAGACCGGGGGGCCCCUCCUGGCCCCCACUAGGGCCUCCUGAGGCUCCCUCAGCCUCCAGGGGCACAGAUGCGGCAGAGCCCAGCACCAACCCCCCGCCUCCGCACCAACCUCGCAAAGCCCUUUGCACCUAGAACCCCCCUUUGUCUUGCAGACAUUACCUCCUCUGGUCCCUGCACCCCACCAGCACCCCACAGCACUUCCCCUCCUGCCCUCCAGAUGCAAAAGCAUCAUUCAUGGGGCUGGGCUCUGCACCACACCCCAGCUGUGCGACCCUGGCAGGACGACUUCCCUUCUCAGCCUCAGUUUCCCUAUCUGCAAAAUGGGGAUCAGGUGCCGCCUCGUGGUGAAGGAAGCAAGUAUGCUGGUGAAAUGAGAUGAGGCCUGGAGAAUCCUCAGCACCAGGGCUGGGUGCAGCUGCCUUGGUGACCAUUUGUCCUACAGUUCGUCCAGACCCAGGCUGUCCUUCUGUGUGCUGGAAUGAGGCGAACAUGUCUUUGAGCCCAGCAGGGAGGAAUCCUCCAGCCUAUUCCUCGCUGGCGCAUCAGGUCGUUGGCGGGCCCUGACACGCAACAGGAACGUCGGAGCAGGAGGAGUCAGUGGAGCCAUCAGGACACCCAGGCCCAUGGGGCAGGAGGCCUCGGUCACCACAGGACUGGGGCGGAAGACGAGAGGCGGCCGGCCGUGAGGGAGGCACCCUCCCUCCCCGCGCUUACGUCGCGCGGCCAUGCGGUUUGGGACAGGACACCCCUGAGAGUGCAGGCACCUCCCCCUCCCGCCCCUCCAUCCCUCUGGGGGCUGCCGCCCGGCCCCCCACCUGGUCUCCCUGGGCAGGCUGAAUUGGGGCUCCCUGCAGGGCGGUCCCGAUGGCCGGGCGUGGGUGGGGCGCGCUGUGGGUGUGCGUGGCGGCCGCCACCCUGCUGCACGCGGGCGGCCUGGCCCGCGCGGACUGCUGGCUGAUCGAGGGCGACAAGGGCUUCGUGUGGCUGGCCAUCUGCAGCCAGAACCAACCCCCCUACGAGGCCAUCCCACAGCAGAUCAACAGCACCAUCGUGGACCUGCGGCUCAACGAGAACCGUAUCCGCAGCGUGCAGUACGCCUCGCUCAGCCGCUUUGGCAACCUCACGUACCUCAACCUCACCAAGAACGAGAUUGGCUACAUCGAGGAUGGCGCCUUCUCGGGCCAGUUCAACCUGCAGGUGCUGCAGCUGGGCUACAACCGGCUGCGCAACCUCACGGAGGGCAUGCUGCGCGGCCUGGGCAAGCUGGAGUACCUGUACCUGCAGGCCAACCUCAUCGAGGUGGUCAUGGCCAGCAGCUUCUGGGAGUGUCCCAACAUCGUCAACAUCGACCUGUCCAUGAACCGCAUCCAGCAGCUCAACAGCGGCACCUUCGCCGGCCUGGCCAAGCUGUCGGUGUGCGAGCUCUACAGCAACCCCUUCUACUGCUCCUGCGAGCUGCUGGGCUUCCUGCGCUGGCUGGCCGCCUUCACCAACGCCACACAGACGUACGACCGCAUGCAGUGCGAGUCGCCGCCCGUCUACUCCGGCUACUACCUCCUGGGCCAGGGCCGCCGCGGCCACCGCAGCAUCCUCAGCAAACUGCAGUCAGUCUGCACCGAGGACUCGUACGCGGCUGAGGUGGUCGGGCCCCCACGUCCAGCAUCCGGGCGCUCACAGCCGGGCCGUUCCCCGCCGCCCCCGCCUCCGCCGGAGCCCAGUGACAUGCCCUGUGCCGAUGAUGAGUGCUUCUCCGGGGACGGCACCACGCCACUGGUGGCCCUGCCCACGCUGGCCACGCAGGCCGAGGCCCGCCCCCUCAUCAAGGUCAAGCAGCUCACUCAGAACUCGGCCACCAUCACCGUCCAGCUGCCCAGCCCGUUCCACCGGAUGUACACCCUGGAGCAUUUCAACAACAGCAAGGCCUCCACCGUGUCCAGGCUGACCAAGGCCCAGGAGGAGAUCCGUCUGACCAACCUGUUCACGCUCACCAACUACACCUACUGCGUGGUGUCCACCAGCGCCGGGCUGCGCCACAACCACACCUGCCUCACCAUCUGCUUGCCCCGGCUGCCCAACCCGCCCGGCCCGGUGCCCAGCCCCUCCACGGCCACCCACUACAUCAUGACCAUCCUGGGCUGCCUCUUCGGCAUGGUGCUGGUGCUGGGCGCCGUCUACUACUGCCUGCGCAGGCGGCGGCGCCAGGAGGAGAAGCACAAGAAGGCCGCCUCGGCAGCCGCAGCUGGCAGCCUCAAGAAGACCAUCAUCGAGCUCAAGUACGGGCCAGAGCUGGAGGCGCCUGGCCUGGCCCCGCUGUCCCAGGGCCCGCUGCUGGGCCCCGAGGCCGUGACGCGCAUCCCUUACCUGCCUGCGGCCGGCGAGGUGGAGCAGUACAAGCUGGUGGAGAGCGCAGACACCCCCAAGGCCAGCAAGGGCAGCUACAUGGAGGUUCGAACCGGGGACCCUCCGGAACGCAGGGACUGUGAGCUGGGCCGGCCGGGCCCCGACAGCCAGAGUUCGGUGGCCGAGAUCUCCACCAUCGCCAAGGAGGUGGACAAGGUCAACCAGAUCAUCAACAACUGCAUCGACGCGCUCAAGUCCGAGUCCACCUCCUUCCAGGGCGUCAAGUCGGGGCCCGUGUCCGCCGCGGAGCCGCCGCUGGUGCUGCUGUCCGAGCCGCUGGCCGCCAAGCACGGCUUCCUGGCGCCCGGGUACAAGGACGCCUUCGGCCACAGCCUGCAGCGGCACCACAGCGUGGAGGCCGCCGGGCCCCCUCGUGCCAGCACCUCGUCCAGCGGCUCCGUGCGCAGCCCCCGCGCCUUCCGAGCCGAGGCCGUCGGGGUGCACAAGGCCGUGGCCGCCGAGGCCAAGUACAUCGAGAAGGGCUCCCCCGCGGCCGACGCCAUCCUCACUGUGACACCCGCGGCCGCCGUGCUGCGGGCCGAGGCCGAGAAGGGUCGCCAGUACAGCGAGCACCGGCACUCGUACCCCGGCUCCCACCCGGCCGAGCCACCUGCGCCCCCCGGGCCACCGCCGCCGCCUCCGCACGAGGGUCUGGGGCGCAAGGCGUCCAUCCUGGAGCCACUCACCCGGCCGCGGCCCCGCGACCUCACUUACUCGCAGCUGUCCCCGCAGUACCACAGCCUGAGCUACUCCUCCAGCCCCGAGUACACCUGCCGGGCCUCCCAGAGCAUCUGGGAGCGCUUCAGACUGAGCCGCCGGCGGCACAAGGAGGAAGAGGAGUUCAUGGCCGCGGGCCAUGCGCUGCGCAAGAAGGUUCAGUUCGCCAAAGACGAGGAUCUGCACGACAUCCUGGACUACUGGAAGGGCGUGUCGGCCCAGCACAAGUCCUGAGCCCCCCAAGACCGGCGACGCCCACUGGACCAAAAAGGAUGCAGGAUCCACCCAGAGACUCAGCACCAAACCCAACACACGCACACCACCACAGCAACUGUGACAGCGGGGGGCCCUGCAGAGGCGAGGGGGGAGCGAGUGGGGACAGACAAGGGGGACACGUCCCGAGCUCCUGUGGCCAGUCCUGGGAUGCGCUUGUCGCCCCGGGUGGCACGUGUCCACACACACACACACACACACACACACACACACACACACACGAGGGACUUCGGAAAACUGUGUCUUAGGGAUGGGGGGUGGGGGUGGGGAUUUUUUUUCAUUAUCUUUCCUCUUUUGAGUCUUCUCUGCCUUUUCUUUUCCUCUCUAUCUCUUUACUUUCUUCCUUUUUUAAAAAAAUAUAAUAAAAGACAAGUUAUUUUAAAAAGACAUAAAAUGCCAUCCGUGGGGGGUGUGGCCGGUGUGGCCACCUCGGGGCCCCUCACGUGAUCUCCUCGGUCCGUGGUUUUCUGUGGAUUCUCUGUCCAGUCCGUCUCUUCAUUGCCGCCUCCGGAGUCCACUGCAGAGGGGCAGAGUGAAUGCCGGCGGCCAAGUGGCCUCCGGGACAGGUCCUGGAGCCCUGCUGGACUCAGGGUGGGUGGAGGCUGUGCCUGUGGACGGCCGGGGUGGCCGGGACGGCCAAGGGCUGGGAGGCACGUCCCCUAGCCCAGCCCCCAUGUACACUGUAGUCGUUCUAUUGUACAGAAAAAAAUAUUUCUAUAUUUGCAAUGUUUGCUGUAAAAUGAGAAAGAAAAAAAAGACUAUGUCUACUAAAAAAAAAAAAAAAAGACUAUGUCUACUUAAAAAAAAAUCUGCAAAGGAAAAAAAAUCAAA